AUGCCCCCGACUCGUUUUAGGACACUCGUUAUUGUCGCUGGCGCUGCGCUUAUAACACUAUUUGUUCUUUCUUCGUCAACGCGACAAGUCGCCUCGCAUGCUGCCAGUGCUGUAAAGCCUGCCAACUUCCCAACCUUCGAUCUUGAGGUCCCGACGAGAUUCACAUGGCAUCACUCUGCGCACAAGCCGCCUGAGCAAAAGAACAGCACCAGUGGUGAAGCCUCCUGGUAUGCUGACUGGCGAUGGCUGAAUCCAUUCUCCUCGUCUGUCACGCUCGACGAAGACCGCGCACUUCUACCACCGCUAGCCGAGCGACCCUUUGUUUAUACCUACUGUGAUACUACGGUGAAAAGAGACAAGGAAACCAAAAAGGUUGACUCGGAAAUCAUACAGACAUGGCGGAGGGCAUGGUGGGCUAAAGGCUUCCGACCAGUGGUCUUGACACAGGCUGAGGCUAUGGCUAAUCCGCUAUACCGGGAGCUUGGUCCAAAGGGUAUGCAAAAAACGUUAGAGUACGACUUUGCAAGAUGGUUGGCCUGGAGUCAUAUGGGCACCGGACUGCUCGCGGAUAUAUUUUGUGUGCCUAUGGCCACAUAUGAUGAUCCACUACUUUCUCACCUGAGACGGAACGACUUCGAGCAGCUCACCAGAUUCGAAGGCUUGGGAAAUGGCCUAUUUGCAGGAAACAAAGCACAGGUCGAAUCAGCCGUCAAGAAUGCGCUUAACGAUGCUAGACUAAGCACGUUCAAAUCCAUCACAGAAGCCGUGCAGAGCAGUCAAUUCCGGGUUGAGCAGCCAACCUCGUUUGCCUACUACGACUCCGAAAGCCUGACGAGACGCUAUUCUGCAGUAGCUGAUGAAAUCCUCCUUGAUCCCAUCAAAGGUCGCCGCGAACUCAACAAGCUAAUAGUCUCCCACCUCCACACUGUUUGGCAGAACACUUUCAGCACUGGUAUAGAAGUGCUCAAGCCACUACCAGCGCACACCACAGCACUAGUGGAGCCAUCUCUGCACUUAGCUCAACUCCUAGUCGAAUGUCCAGAAACACUUCUUCCCUCCUCCUGCCCACCCAACAAGCCAAAAUGCACACCCUGCGUAGGCUCACGCAUGCCCAUCACACAGCCCGAAGCCUUUCGAAACGUCAGCACCCUCUAUACCAUCGCAACCGUCCCUCACCCUUACACAAUGAUCACCCUCAACAACCAAUCAAGCGAAAUCACCAUAGCCCACAUCCGCCGCAAAACACCUCGUGACUCUUGGAUCCACAGCGUAACCCGCGACGUGCUGGGCGACGGCCGCGGCGGUCCAUCCCGAGUCGUCGCCUUCAAAGACGCCGUCGCCAGCACCUUCGGCCAACAACGCUCCCUCUGGUUCACAGUCGAGCACUUCCCCUCCAACAUCGCCAUCGACAUCACCUCGGACAAAGUCCCCACCAACGACGUCCAAUCCGCUCCCAUCGACACCCGCACCCCCUUCCCCGAAAACUGGCUCCAAGAAAUGGCCUGGCACUUUGGCUUCGCCAUUCCCCGCAGCACAAUCUCCCAUGGCGAAAGCAUGAGUCCCGUCCCCUUACCUGGUGACCAACGUUGGCAAAAAGGCCAGCAAGGUAUACCCGCUGACAAAAAGGGAAGCUACGACCCACCUGAUCCGACGGAGAACCAGCAGAGGGUUGAAGCGCAGUUGUUGAAGAAGGCAAGGGACACGAUUAAUUCGAAGGAUAAGCGUUUGAGACAGAUGAGGGAUGUGGCUGAGAAGUGGAACCUGGCUGAUCUUGAGGCGUGGAGAUUCGUUAGGGCUUUUCAUGCGCGAAAGGUGGUUGAGCGGGAGCUAUUUGAGGAGGAGGAGAGUAGGUUUGAUGGGACAGGUGGUGCGAGGGGUGGGAGGUGGUGGUAG
This is a messenger RNA of Lithohypha guttulata, 1893 nucleotides long. RefSeq lists its product as uncharacterized. NCBI's taxonomy places the organism in Eukaryota, Fungi, Ascomycota, Eurotiomycetes, Chaetothyriales, Trichomeriaceae. The coding region runs from base 1 to 1893 and encodes 630 amino acids. The record is from RefSeq and is a predicted model, not a curated record. The transcript has a single exon.